Orycteropus afer afer is the source of this 942-nucleotide messenger RNA. Its product is annotated as olfactory receptor 2C3-like. Gene Ontology annotation, cellular component: membrane. Lineage: Eukaryota; Metazoa; Chordata; Mammalia; Tubulidentata; Orycteropodidae. The record is from RefSeq and is a predicted model, not a curated record. Gene Ontology annotation, biological process: G protein-coupled receptor signaling pathway. Gene Ontology annotation, molecular function: olfactory receptor activity; G protein-coupled receptor activity.
AUGGGAAUAGCUAAUGCAAGUUCUCCAGAAGUUUUUAUACUCUUGGGUUUCUCAGCACGACCCUCUCUGGAACCUGUCCUUUUCAUGCUUGUCUCAAUUUUUUAUGUGUUGUCUCUUGUGGGUAAUAGCAUCAUUAUUCUGGUCUCAUGCGUGGAUGUUCAUCUCCACACUCCCAUGUACUUCUUCCUCACUAACCUCUCCUUCCUGGACAUUAGCUUCAUCACAAGUAUUGUCCCACAACUCCUGGUCAACCAGGGACCAGAGAAAACAAUAAGCUAUGGAGGUUGUGUGGUCCAGUUCUAUAUCUCCCAUUGGCUAGGGGCAACAGAGUGUGUUCUCCUGGCAGUCACGUCCUAUGAUCACUACAUUGCCAUCUGUAGGCCACUCCACUACACUGUUAUUAUGCAUCCACAGCUGUGCAGGGGCCUGUCCUUUACCUCAUGGCUUGGAGGUCUGAUCACCAGCAUGGUGGGCUCCACACUAACCAUGCUGCUACCCCUGUGCGGGAACAAUCACAUUGACCAGUUCUUUUGUGAGAUGCCCCUCAUUAUGCAGCUAUCUUGUGUGAACACCAGCCUGAAUGAGAUAGAGAUGUACCUGGCCAGUUUUAUCUUUGUUGUCUUGCCUCUGGGUCUCAUCUUGGUCUCAUAUGGCCACAUUGCUCAAGCUGUGUGGAAGAUCAAGUCAGCAGAAGGGCCAAGAAAGGCAUUCAACACCUGCUCUUCUCACAUGGCAGUUGUAUCCCUGUUUUAUGGGAGCAUCAUCUUCAUGUACCUCCAGCCAGCCAAGAGCAACUUUCAUGAGCAAGGGAAGUUUAUAGCUCUCUUCUACACUGUAGUCACCCCGAUGCUGAACCCACUGAUUUAUACACUGAGGAACAAAGAUGUGAAAAGAGCUCGGGCGUAUAUUUCAGAGAACUGCUGUGGUUUUGCAGAGAAAUGA